GUGGUCGGGGAGGGCUGGGUUGGGGCUCUGGGAUCUGCUCGCCACUCAGGUGCAAAGAUGGGGUGCUUCACCUUUAUCAAGGUUAUGAUGAUCCUCUUCAACCUGGCCAUAUUCCUCGGUGGCGGGACCCUCCUGGGAGUUGGUAUCUGGGUCACAAUGGAUGGACAGUCGUUCCUGAAUAUAUUUGGGGCGCUCUCCUCUAGCGUCCUGCAGGUCGUGAAUGUGAGCUACUUCCUCAUCGUCAUUGGUUCCAUCCUGCUGGUGAUCGGCUUCCUUGGGUGCUGCGGCGCCCAGAAGGAGAGCAAGUGUCUCCUGAUGAUGUUCUUCUCGGUGGUGCUGAUCAUCUUCAUUGCCGAAAUUGCUGCUGCUGUGGUGGCUCUGGUCUACACAGGUCUUGCAGAGACGCUGCUGACAGCUGUGGUGACCCCUCUCCUGAAGGAGAAGUAUGGGGUGGAUAGGAGUCUCACGCACAUCUGGAAUGUCACCAUGAGUGAGGUCCAUUGCUGUGGCCUGAAUAACUACACAGACUUCACCGACUCCUACUGGUAUCAGGAACAUGAAACCUACCCAGAGCCCUGCUGUAAUGACAGGCAGCCCUGCAAUGGCACACUCGCCGCACAAAGCAAAGUCCCGGGUUGUUUUGAUCAGAUCUUGGAAGAAAUCAAGACUAACGCAGGUGUAGUGGGUGGCGUGGCAGCCGGCAUCGCUGCCUUGGAGAUUGCAGCCAUGGCGGUUUCCAUGUACCUGUACUGCGAGCUGGAUCAGAAAUGACCCCACGAGGCAGGAGGAUGAUCUGCUCCUCCACCAUGCUGGGGUGCGCCUGUGGCGUGCCGUGCUCUUGGGGAGGACCCCAUCGCUCCCUGGGCCUGAUGCUGUCCUGUGCACUGUGAUUUAUAGCUGUGUUUUGAUCUACUGAGCUGGGAUCUGUAGAGUUUAUGUGUAUAUUUUUGUACUGAUAUGGCACAUGCGGUCUGUACAUAGAGCUUUGGGGGGGUGAAGGGGGCAGAGGGGAAGCUGCUUGGUCGGUUUGGGAGGUAAAGCAGCACGGGCUGAUCAGGGCUGCUGAUCUGGCAGCGGCACAGCGAUGUCUUCAUUAAACCCUUGCAGGCAUGUACUGUACUUCUCCCACGCUGUCCCCAUGGUGUCCUUAUGCCGGGGCUGGCAUUGGGGCUGGCCUGUGCCCCCUUUGCAUCACUCGACUGAACUGGGGCUGGUGCCCAGCCAAGGUGUUGUAGGUGGUAACUGCACUCUGAGGUAGGGAUGUAUCUACCCCUACACCCAUUUUCUGCCAGUCCUGACCCUGUCACUGUUGUCCCCUAAAAGAGAUGCUGGAUGGUCUUUGUCCCUGCCCUGGUAUGAAGACAGUCCUGUCCAUCCCUGGCCCUGUGGUGGCCAGGGCUGCCCUAUACCCCCUGUCAUUUCAUGGCUGAGCCCCCCUCCAUGCUGUAAAGAAAAACAAAUAAAUUUUUCAUCUU
Harpia harpyja (harpy eagle) is the source of this 1475-nucleotide messenger RNA. It is a transcript of the gene TSPAN1, whose product is annotated as tetraspanin 1. Bases 58 to 771 code for a protein of 237 amino acids. The record is from RefSeq and is a predicted model, not a curated record. The transcript is spliced from 8 exons. Gene Ontology annotation, cellular component: membrane. NCBI's taxonomy places the organism in Eukaryota, Metazoa, Chordata, Aves, Accipitriformes, Accipitridae.